GUGCUCGACACCAUGCUGGAUGCGCCGAAGUGGGCAACGCCAGCUCCAUUGCUGCCUCGCAAGUCGUCCAAGCUACGACAGCCGACGCCGAAGACGCUCUCGCUGCACAAGUACUUCAACGCGGGUGGCGUCACCAAGGUCAGCUACAACAAGCGCUCUGUCUUCAUAUCCGGCCUCUUUGCACUCAGCCUGAUUCUGAGCCCCAUGAAAGCGUACGUGAGCGAGCCUCUCUUGGACGGCAGUGGGUACUUUGACGCGGGUCUACCGAUGUCCCCGACGCCGGCAUGGAGCGCGCUUGUCGUUGCCGACCACAAGCAGCAAACGUCGGCGGAGAACUCCAACACCACAUAUCACAUUAUAACAUCGACCGUCGAUGCGAGCGUGUGCUCGUUUGCGCUUGUCGCGCGCGCACCAGGUGCGCUCUUCUACCCGGCAGACUUUGGCCCGCAAGUGCUUCAAGAUCUCUGCGCAACGACGCCGGUAGCUCGCGCGUGGACAAUGCAACUGGUCUCGGUCCCGAUCGCCGUGUCGAUUGCGUGGACGCAGCCGACGGGUCCGAAUACGACUGCCGUCUCGUUCAUUCACGUGCUUCCCGUGUACUCGAGCGGCUGGGUGCUCGCCAAGCUCCUGUGGCGAGUGCUCCUCAGUGUGUACAUUGGCUGGCUUCUAUGGCGGCAGUACUACCGCCACGUCGCCCACCUCCUUGAGAACCUUGAUCUAUACCCGCUGAGCGAUCGAUCCAAAACAGUCGAGCGCUACGAGGUAAUUAUCGGCGACCCCACGUCCACUAUCGUCUCGAGCCCGAUUGUUUGCGCCGGCUUUUGCCUCGACAUUCUCGCGAGCGCCGACGUAUCGUUGCAUGCAACUGUUCGCGUCAUUUACGCCGUCGAUGCCCGCAGCUUCUUGUGUGGCGCGUACUACCUCGGUCGCCACGUCUGGUUCUCGUACGCAGCGCUCUUGGCGUUCAAUAGGCUGCUGCGGCGCAAGCGAAUGAUCCACGGGUGCGUCGCUCAAUCGACGACCGUGCUCGCGGUUGUCAUCACCGUGCUCCUCAGCGCAGCCGCCAACGGAUGCCUGCGCUGGUAUCCGCUCGUCGGCAUGGCCAACUCGAUCAUGUGCGCACUGUCGACGGCAGCCGCCGACGGUAGCUUCUACACGGUCGAGGUAGCUCCCGCCCUUUUGGUCACCUACUUCAUCCUCGCUAUGGUGCCGGUGGUGCUGGGGCGUCGGGCGCCCGAGCCGCGUCCGGAACCACCAGAGCUACUGAUUUACCACAAGAGCAUUUCGUCCGUCUUGAGUGCAAACAGCCAGCGCCAAGUGCAGCUCGGCGUGGUCGCGCGCGCGCCAAGCGACAGGAAGUCACCGGCGACACCCGUCCCUGCCCUGGCGCCGACGGACGACAAUUCCUUUGCCAAGUUUGACUUCAACGAUUGGAAGCGUCGACUCUGCCUCUAUUUGUGCCGACCCCACAAGCCGACGGACACAGACUUUUGCUCGGGGGGCAGUAUAUACCGACAAUUCGCGACGGACCCGUCCCAUCAGUCGCUCGCGACGAUCAACGGACGCGGCACUGACUGUUAUGUGUACGGCUACAUUGCGGCGGGGCAGCUCGCCGACGUGACGCGCGUGAGCUUGGUCUCGCACCUCGUACUCCAGAAGGGCUCGAUCGUGUCCGUUCAACCAAAGCCAGCCCCCCCAGAUGCGCCCCAACGCCCACACGCUCAGCGAUUUGCUGUUGGGAAGUCCAUGGCGCGCGCAACUCACCAUGGAUAG
Saprolegnia parasitica CBS 223.65 is the source of this 1773-nucleotide messenger RNA. RefSeq lists its product as hypothetical. The coding region runs from base 13 to 1773 and encodes 586 amino acids. The record is from RefSeq and is a predicted model, not a curated record. Lineage: Eukaryota; Oomycota; Saprolegniomycetes; Saprolegniales; Saprolegniaceae. The transcript has 4 exons.